GCGCCCGGCUCGGUCCUCCGGCUCUGCCCGUCCUCGCCUUUCUGCUGCUCCCGUCGCCGUGCGGGAUGCUGUCUGUCCGGCACCCUCGUUGCUUCUGACCGCUCGCUCUCCCAUUCAUUUCUCCUCCUCGGACUUCGGGUCUCCCCUCCGAGCAUGCUCGCUGUCUAGUUAGCUCCCCGCUUCUCGGGGUGCGCGGGGUCCCGCAGCCUCCGGUCCCUCGGCUCCUGUCUGCCGCGCCCCUGCCCGGCGCCCCGCGAUCGUCUGCACGUCCCCCCGCUCACUCGGGCCAGUGCGCUCCGGGGCCGCUCUGUCCGCCCCCUGCCCCGCUGCGUUCGAUUUCUCUUCGGAAUCUCCUUGUCAUCAGGGUUCUGUGUACCAGCGAGGACCCCGGGCGUCUACAUUCCCUGUUCUCCAGGUCACUCCCAUUUGUUUGGCACGGUCUUCCCCGGACCACCCCCUUCUCCCGCCACCCCGUCCCGCGCCCCAGCCUUUCUGCAAGACAGUUUCAUGCUUCGGGACGCUGAUUCCCUCCAGGUAACGCCUGGUCCGUCGGCCCUGCACCGGGUCCACGUCAGUUCCCUUUCCUAGCCCCUCGCCAGGGGUAUCUGUGCUCCUACCCACCCCACCCAUCACACCCAAGACUGACUACCUUUCAGGGUGACCGUGGGCUAGCCGUUCUGGGGACCUCUGUGGAUCAGCGUCUCACUUUUUCUCCCCCUUUAAUUCUGAAAACUUAAAAAUUCACCGUGCCGCCCAAACUUUUUGUCGUUUUUCUUUUCUGUGCUUCGUCUUCCAACAUUGAUCACGAACGACUAGACUUAUGUGCCUGGGAUCCAGGACUCCCGGUUUUGAUAACUAACUGCCCUUGAUUUUGUUAAAGAUUUCAAAGCCGGUCCCUUUCCAUCUCCAUACUGUAGUCAUGUCACAAUCGGAAGAAAUUAAUAGGAAGGAUUGUAUUCCGGGGGGAGUGAGGGAUCGAUCGUAUAGUUUGUUAGCAUUUUCACCUAUGAAUGUAGUGCCCCCCCCCCCCCCCCCCAGCUAGUAAAGGGGUCUCAUGUCUUCGAGUCCAGUGAACUGAGUCCCGUGAUCGAUACAACUGUGCGUGCUGCCUCUAAUCCUUACCCACUUUUUUUCUUCACAUGCUGAUAAUGAGGAUUCAUGGGUCUUGAGUCAGAGCACCAGCCUUGGGGACCCUGGACCACUGUCAUGGAGACUGAGAGUGAGCAGAACUCCAACUCCACCAAUGGGAGUUCCAGCUCUGGGGGCAGCUCUCGGCCCCAAAUAGCUCAAAUGUCACUGUAUGAACGGCAAGCAGUGCAGAUUCCAUUUUGGGAAAUAAGCGUUCAUGCUCUGCAGGCACUGCAGCGUCAGCCCAAUGCGGCUCAGUAUUUCCACCAGUUCAUGCUCCAGCAGCAGCUCAGCAAUGCCCAGCUGCAUAGCCUGGCUGCCGUCCAGCAGGCCACCAUUGCUGCCAGUCGGCAAGCCAGCUCCCCAAACACCAGCACCGCGCAGCAGCAGACUGCCACCACCCAGGCCUCAAUCAAUCUGGCCACCACGUCGGCCGCCCAGCUCAUCAGCCGGUCCCAGAGUGUGAGCUCUCCCAGUGCUACCACUUUGACCCAAUCUGUGCUACUGGGGAACACCACCUCCCCACCCCUCAACCAGUCCCAGGCUCAGAUGUAUCUACGGCCACAGCUGGGAAACCUAUUGCAGGUAAACCGGACCCUGGGCCGGAAUGUGCCUCUAGCCUCCCAGCUCAUCCUGAUGCCUAACGGGGCAGUGGCUGCAGUCCAGCAGGAGGUGCCAUCUGCUCAGUCUCCGGGAGUUCAUGCAGAUGCAGAUCAGGUGCAGAACUUGGCAGUGAGGAACCAACAGGCCUCAGCCCAAGGCCCUCAAAUGCAAGGCUCUACUCAGAAGGCCAUUCCUCCUGGAGCAUCCCCUGUCUCUAGCCUCUCCCAGGGUUCCAGCCAGGCCCUAGCUGUGGCUCAGGCUUCCCCUGGGGCCUCAGGCCAGUCCCUCAACCUUAGUCAAGCUGGUGGAGGCAGUGGAAAUAGCAUCCCAGGGUCCAUGGGUCCAGGUGGAAGUGGCCAGGCACCUGGAGGCUUGGGUCAGUUGCCUACCUCAGGAAUGGGGGGUGGUGGGAGCUGUCCCAGGAAGGGCACAGGAGUGGUGCAGCCCUUGCCUGCAGCCCAAACAGUGACUGUGAGUCAGGGCAGCCAGACAGAGGCAGAAAGUGCGGCAGCUAAGAAGGCAGAAGCGGAUGGGACUGGUCAGCAGAACGUGGGCAUGAACCUGACACGGACAGCUACACCUGCUCCCAGCCAGACCCUUAUUAGCUCAGCCACCUACACACAGAUCCAGCCCCAUUCCCUGAUUCAGCAACAGCAACAGAUCCACCUCCAGCAGAAACAAGUGGUGAUCCAACAGCAGAUUGCCAUCCACCACCAGCAACAGUUCCAGCACCGUCAAUCGCAGCUACUCCACACAGCCACACACCUCCAGUUGGCCCAGCAGCAGCAGCAGCAACAGCAGCAGCAGCAGCAGCAGCAAGCCACAACUCUCUCUGCCCCUCAGCCACCACAGGUCCCACCUACUCAGCAGGUCCCACCUUCCCAGUCCCAGCAGCAAGCCCAAACCCUGGUUGUUCAACCCAUGCUUCAGUCUUCACCCUUGUCCCUCCCACCUGACCCAACUCCCAAGCCACCCAUCCCUCUCCAAUCCAAACCACCUAUAGCACCGAUCAAGCCUCCUCAGUUAGGACCUGCUAAGAUGUCAGCUUCCCAGCAACCACCACCCCAUAUCCCUGUGCAAGUUGUGGGCACCCGACAGCCAGGUACAGCCCAGGCACAGGCUUUGGGGUUGGCACAGCUGGCAGCUGCUGUGCCGGCUUCCCGGGGGAUGCCAGGUACAAUGCAGCCUGGUCAGGCCCAUUUGGCCUCUUCGCCACCAUCAUCCCAGGCUCCUGGUGCACUGCAGGAGUGCCCUUCCACAUUGACCUCUGGGAUGACCCUUGCUCCUGUGCAGGGGACAGCACAUGUAGUAAAGGGUGGGGCUACCGCCUCCUCACCUGUUGUAGCCCAGGUCCCUGCUGCCUUCUACAUGCAGUCUGUGCACCUGCCGGGCAAGCCCCAGACAUUGGGUGUGAAACGCAAGGCUGAGUCUGAGGAGGAAAGAGAUGAUGUCUCCACAUUGGGUUCAAUGCUUCCUGCCAAGGCAUCUCCGGUAGCAGAGAGCCCAAAGGCCAUGGAGGAGAAGAGCAGUUUUGGAGAGAAAGUUGAAUCAGUGACCAAUGUGAAUGCUAAUACCCCAAACAGUGAACUAAUAUCCUUGGCUCCUGCCCCAUCAGCACCACCUCCUACACUAGCCAUGGUGUCCAGACAGAUGGGCGACUCAAAACCCCCACAGGCCAUUGUGAAGCCCCAGAUUCUCACCCACAUCAUUGAAGGCUUCGUUAUCCAGGAAGGAGCAGAACCUUUCCCGGUGGGUUGUUCUCAGUUACUGAAAGAGUCUGAGAAGCCUCUACAGACUGGCCUCCUGACAGGGCUGAAUGAGAACCAGUCAUGUGGCCCCUUGGGAGGGGACAGCCCAUCUGCUGAGCUAGAUAAGAAGGCGAAUCUCCUGAAGUGCGAAUACUGUGGGAAGUACGCCCCUGCAGACCAGUUUCGAGGCUCCAAGAGAUUCUGCUCCAUGACUUGUGCCAAGAGGUAUAAUGUGAGCUGUAGCCACCAGUUUCGGCUGAAGAGGAAAAAAAUGAAAGAGUUUCAAGAAGCCAAUUAUGCUCGUGUUCGUCGGCGUGGACCCCGCCGCAGCUCCUCUGACAUCGCCCGUGCCAAGAUCCAGGGCAAGCGACACCGGGGUCAAGAGGACUCUAGCCGGGGUUCAGAUAAUUCCAGUUAUGAUGAAGCACUCUCUCCAACAUCUCCUGGGCCUUUAUCAGUGAGAGUGGGGCAUGGAGAUCGAGACCUGGGGAACCCCAAUACAGCUCCACCUACCCCAGAAUUACACGGCAUCAACCCUGUGUUCCUGUCCAGCAAUCCCAGCCGUUGGAGUGUGGAGGAGGUGUAUGAGUUUAUCGCUUCUCUACAAGGCUGUCAAGAGAUUGCAGAGGAGUUUCGUUCCCAGGAGAUUGAUGGACAGGCCCUUUUAUUACUUAAAGAGGAACAUCUUAUGAGUGCCAUGAACAUCAAGCUGGGCCCAGCCCUUAAGAUCUGCGCCAAGAUCAACGUUCUCAAGGAGACCUAAGGUGGCCUUCUUGCACAAAGCAGCCUAAGGCAGACACUCCCCACUGUCCAGGCUAUAACCUGCCUGGUGCCCGCAGACUUUACAGGGAAUAAAUAACUUUUCCAAUUAAAUAAAUCUGUGGAGGGGAUUUCUAAGACAGGGAAAGAAUGUGCAAGAAUUGGUUGCUGGUGCUACAUGGUGGAGCUUGGACAUUUUCUCUGGGUUCUACUUUAUUUUCUAAAAUCUUUACAGUUCUUACCAUUUUCACCUGCCCUAAUCCAAUCUUUAUAAAAAUGAACUCUAUAGAGAACUAGUACUGCUCAGCCUUUUUCUGGAGUGGGGUAGCCAGGGUCUUAGUUCUCCAAGAAGAUAUAGUAUGGCAAGGCAAGGAAAUGGGUGGAAGGUAGGUGCACCUCCCCAAUGGGAGGAGGAGGGUUCUUCUAGCUUGACACAAGCGGUAAAAUCCAGUACUCCCUCUGGAUUGUCGGAUUGUAGCUACGGCCCAGUUUUGUCAUCAUCCACUCCCUUACUAUUGAACAUUUUCUCCUCCAUCCAUGGCAGGCUCACCAGCUAGUGUAGGCACUUGGCUGGCAUCAUUCUGAUUUGCUGCAGGGACUAAGUGUUUGGCACACGUGUGGCUGUUGUCAUUCUUCCUGUAUCCCCCCUACUCCCUUCCAAUUUAUCUGAUGUCUUCUACCUUUUUAGUUCCAACUCUGCUGUGUCCUAUAGCUUUAUAAAACAGGAGUGUGUGGAGCUGAGGUCAGGAGGAUAAAUGCCUGCCUUAGGCACUAUUCCUUAUACAACAAAAAUAUUCAAUAUUUUUUUUCCUCUUCAGUAAAAGGAUAAAAAUUGGUC
Molecule: messenger RNA, 5076 nt
Organism: Myotis brandtii (Brandt's bat)
Lineage: Eukaryota; Metazoa; Chordata; Mammalia; Chiroptera; Vespertilionidae
Gene: PHC1
Product: polyhomeotic homolog 1 (Drosophila)
Exons: 16
Coding region: 1159-4242 (1027 amino acids)
Cellular component (GO): nucleus; PRC1 complex
Molecular function (GO): protein binding; zinc ion binding
Source: RefSeq, a predicted model, not a curated record